This is a messenger RNA of Ornithorhynchus anatinus (platypus), 2381 nucleotides long. It is a transcript of the gene TRIM42, whose product is annotated as tripartite motif containing 42. Gene Ontology annotation, molecular function: protein binding; zinc ion binding. The transcript is spliced from 5 exons. The record is from RefSeq and is a predicted model, not a curated record. The coding region runs from base 161 to 2326 and encodes 721 amino acids. NCBI's taxonomy places the organism in Eukaryota, Metazoa, Chordata, Mammalia, Monotremata, Ornithorhynchidae.
ACUUUACGAUCACGUCCUCGCUGGGGACAAAUGGCGUAAAAGGCUCUUUGAGGUUCAGGCCUCCCCUGUCAAACUGUCCUCAUGUGUGAGGGUGAGGCGGGUGGAGCAGAGGAAUUUUCCAUCACGAAUAUCCCCGCCGCAUUGGUGAGCAUCGCUGGCAAUGGAGCCCGCCAUCUGCCUCUGCUCUCCAUGUUGCACGUGGGACAGGUUUUGCCCUCAGAGCUGCUGCCAGUGGCUGUGCUGCAAAUUUUUAUUCACCAAUGAGCGGAACUGCACUUGCUGUCCCUGCCCUUACAGAGAUGAGAAGGAUUGCCAAUUUUGCCACUGCACCUGCUCGGAGAACCCAAAUUGCCACUGGUGCUGCUGUUCCUGUGCCAACAAUCCCAACUUCAAGUACAGCUGCUUCGCUAGCAGUGAGAACACCGUGUGCCAGUAUUACGAGAGCCGAUGCUGUAGGCGGCUCUCGUGCCACUUCCAGGAGGGUGGACUUCGAAGCAUACACACUUCCAAAACUGUGUUCUUCUAUAAACCUGGGAAGACCUUACCAGGAACCAAUCUUUUGGAAUACCUCGUCUGUCCAGCCUGUUAUAAGCUGAGACUCCAUUCGUACAUCCUGCCUUGCAAUCACUGUCUUUGUGAAAAAUGCAUAUUCAGACUGCAAGGUGAGGUUGAAAUCACGGAGAGUUUCUUCAUCCUGGUAUGUCCGCUGUGUAACAAGGCCCACUGCCUCCCCUACAGCAAUCAGAUGCACCUUCCUGAGAACUAUCUGAAAGGUAAAUUGGUUAAAAAGUACAUGCAGUCGCAAGGCUUUCUAAAAUGGAGAUUUGACAGGCGGCUCGGACCAGCCUACUGUGACGUGUGUAAAGACCGAACCAUGAAAGCCCACAAACGCUGUGCUACCUGUCGGCUGAAUUUCUGCACUAACUGUCUCACAAAAUUUCACUCGGACUUGUCCAUGCAAGACCAUGUCUUCACGGAUGCUUGCCCAAAAGACGCUGAGGAAAAGAAAUGCAUCCACCACCGAAACACCAACAUCACUGAGUACUGUAGAAAUGACAACGAACUUCUCUGUAUUUUCUGCAAGGAGGCAUUCCAUAAUGGGCAUGAUACCCUCAACUUGCUGGAUGCUUCCUCAGAGAUGGCAGCUGCUCUGUUUGGUGCGAUUGCAAAAUUUAAAGCAGUGCGAUACGACGUAGAUAAUCACCUGAUGGAUUUUUCCAUGUUAAAAACCAACUCAAAAACUGAAAAGGGAAUCAAGAGAAAAGAAAUCCGGAACGGUUUCCUAAAGCUGCGCCAUAUUCUUCAGGAGCAGGAGAAAAUUUUCAUGGAAACACUGGAGAACAUCGACGGAGUCAAACUGAAAGAAAUUGAAAAUUAUAUCAGUAUGACUACUACAAAUGUGUCUCAGAUGGACCGGCUCAUAGCAUACUGCAAGGAAGCCCUGAUGGAGCCGAGUCAAGUGGCGUUUUUACAGUCAGCCAAAGGACUAGUAGAUGAAAUAGAAAACAGGAUUCUCACCACCUUCCAACCUAACCUCCAUCUUAAGGAAGACCAAAAACCGACUCUUUUUGUGGAUUUCAAGAAGCUUGCUGAUAGCUUGUACGCCCUCUUCCCGACCCCCGCCCAGAUGUCCUCGAUGGUGGAGAAUGACAAAUCGAGCCCUUAUCCGUACCACUUGGAAAUGAUGGAACCCCAAAGGGGAGGCCUCAGCAACCACAGCAUUUGCAGUGAGCCAAUUUUUGAGAGGAACUCAUCCUUAUCGUCCCUCCCCACACCCUGUGACCCAAACAGGGUGUAUAAUGAAAUGCCUCCAGGGAUCCACUCUCCGUUGCUUCCCAGGAAGUGUGAGGGGAUACAUGCCUACUGGCUUGCCCCUCCGGAGGUUCAGAGCCCUGAGAGGAACUGCCAAAACUGUGGUAGCUGUCACACUUGGCAUUCAUUUAACGAUGAAGUUGCCCGGGUUCCGGGCUCUGUCUUAAUCUACCAGACCCUUGUCUACCCCAGAGCAGCCAAGAUCUACUGGACAUGCCCUAUGGAAGAUGUGGAUUACUUUGAGAUGGAAUUCUACGAGCUCAUUAAUUAUUCUCCCAGCAAUACUAAGUCAGAAUUAAGUGGACAAAUCAGUGACAUAAAGGAACAACAUCUUGAGCUACAUAACUUGACUCCUAAUACUGAAUAUCUUUUCAAGGUCCGUGCAGUCAACGAUAACGGACCUGGUCAGUGGAGCGACAUUUGUAAGGUAAUUACUCCAGAUGGUCGAGGGAAAUGUAAAGGCAAAUGGGGUUUGCUGAGGAACAUUCAAUAUGCUCUCUACAGACAUUUCUGAUCUCUCCACAAACGAGAAAAUAAUUUUUAAAAGACGCCUGGCCAAAAAAAAAAAA